Messenger RNA from Mirounga angustirostris (Northern elephant seal), 3242 nucleotides. It is a transcript of the gene HYAL2, whose product is annotated as hyaluronidase 2. Gene Ontology annotation, molecular function: hyaluronoglucuronidase activity; hyalurononglucosaminidase activity. The transcript has 4 exons. The coding region runs from base 1860 to 3167 and encodes 435 amino acids. NCBI's taxonomy places the organism in Eukaryota, Metazoa, Chordata, Mammalia, Carnivora, Phocidae. Gene Ontology annotation, cellular component: cytoplasmic vesicle. Gene Ontology annotation, biological process: carbohydrate metabolic process; hyaluronan catabolic process. The record is from RefSeq and is a predicted model, not a curated record.
AAGGGGAGGGAGGUGGCUCAGACCUGGGAUAUGCACACCACCAGAGAGGGCAGGCAGGGCUGGACCACGAAGCCGGACUGACCCCAGACACACACAGCACUUGGGCCAACCCCGCCAGAGCAGUGCAGCAGGGGCGGGUCUGUGGGCAGGGCCCUGGGGCUGGGGAGCAUCUUCCUGCCAUUCCACCAUUAGAGCUUCUCCCCUGGACUGAGGCCAGCUAGAGAAUGCCAGCCGGUUUGGCUGGGUUAUGGGGCACCUGAAGGUAGCAUGAACCCUCAGGAAGAGGGUCGGGGCUGCCUUGGUGUUCUCCUGUCCCCUCAGCCCUUGGGAGUUGUGCCAGGCUCUCUGAGCCUAAUGGUCAUCACUCUGGGACCCUGCUUCCUGAACAAGAUCAGCAGCCACCACCUCUGUGGCUAGAUCCUGUGCUGGGGUCCUCCUCCUUCAGCGCUGUCAGCUUCUCCAUCCUAGCCUGGAGGACCGAGUCCAGAUGGUAGCCGGCUGUGUCACUGACUCAUUGACCACUGUGCCAGGGGGUCCCUGGCUCAGGCUCAGACUGGGCUGUGGACUCAGGUAGCACUUUCACCUGGAUCAGGGAUAUGAGGUUUCCUUCACCCCACCCUGGCAGGCAUGCCUGGGCCUGGGCACCUAGCAGGUCUCAAUCAGCUUCUGAAUCAGCAAACAAGUGAAAUCACAAAGGAAUGAACAAGUAUGUGGUCAGUGACACACCCAUGGUCACCCAAACACGGGGUCUCACAGUCACAAGACUGCGAAGUCACACCCAGCUCAGGCACUGGAUCCCACACUUGCACAUACUACUGGACCUUGCACAGAGGCCUAGACCGUAGCUGACCAGCCCUGACUUCACAGACACAGUGCCUUUCACACACAUCCCUAAAGCAGAGGGGAUCUACCUCCUGGGCAUAGUCGGUGUAGGGCCUGGGGCCGCAAUACUUCUAGGGGCCCAAAAACAGUCUUAACUUUUUUUUUUUUUUUUAAGAUUUUAUUUAUUUAUUUGACAGAGACACAGCGAGAGGGAACACAAGCAGGGGGAGUGGGAGAGGGAGAAGCAGGCUUCUCGCAGAGCAGGGAGCCCGAUGUGGGGCUCGAUCCCAGGACCCUGGGAUUAUGACCUGAGCCAAAGGCAGACGCUUAACGACUGAGCCACCCAGGUGCCCGUCUUCACUUUUUUAAUCAGAGGAAAAUAUAUAUUAAUAAUGAAUAUAUAAUAAUGACUUCAGUCUGGAUUGUACUUGUCUUUGUACCAGCACAGUUGUAAAAUGCAUUUUUUAAUGUUUUGAGGAAGGGGCCCACAAAGGCAAAAGUGCCUAAGACCCAGAGAUAUCAUAAUGCAGCCCUGCAGGAAAGUAGGCUCCCUCAGGGUACUGUACUGAGGCACCCAGACUCCAGUACCACACACAGGCGUGCCCAGAGGGGUCUGCCACCCAAAAAGCCCCCCUGCACCGCUUCCACCCCCACCCCAACCCAAAAAAAGCCACAAAGCCCUGCCGUGAUGUUGACCGUGUGGGCGGGGCUGCUUCCCGCCCAGCCCCACCUUCUAGCAAGGCACUUUGUUAGGGGUGCUGAGGUGGCUCUGCUGCCUGGCCCAGCCCUCCAACUCAGGGCCUGCCCCUCAGCCCGCCCCCAGACUGGGUGGGGUGACCCCCCUACAAAAGCUCAGUUUCCAGCAGCAGCUUCCUCUGAGUGUGGUGCAGCUGGGGCCAGAGUUGAGGAACAGAAUCUUGCUGAGCCCUGCCUAGGCCCUCACGCUGGGGUCAGGAAAUUUGGAGGAUGAGGCCCUUCAGCCCUGAGGUCAGCAGGGACAACUGGGCAGACUGGUUUCCCUAGACCCAUCCUCUGCCAUGGCAGUCCACCUGCUUCCCACCUACGCUCUCUUCCUGACCUUGCUUGGCGCGGCCCAAGGCUCCAGAAGCCCCAUGGUGCCCAACCAGCCCUUCACCACCAUCUGGAACGCAAACACCCAGUGGUGCCUGGAGAAAUACGGCGUGGAUGUGGAUGUCAGUGUCUUCGAUGUGGUGGCCAACCCUGGGCAGACCUUCCGCGGCCCUGAUAUGACCAUUUUCUACAGCUACCAGCUGGGCACCUACCCCUACUACACAUCUGCUGGGGAGCCUGUGUUUGGUGGCCUGCCCCAGAAUGCCAGCCUGGAUACCCACCUGGCCCGCUCCUUCCAGGACAUCCUGGCUGACAUCCCUGAGUCCGACUUCUCAGGGCUGGCAGUCAUCGACUGGGAGGCAUGGCGCCCACGCUGGGCCUUCAACUGGGACACCAAGGACAUUUACCGGCAGCGCUCCCGAGCACUGGUACGGGGGCAGCAUCCCGACUGGCCAGCUCCUCGGGUGGAGGCAACAGCACGGGACCAGUUCCAGGAGGCUGCACAGGCCUGGAUGGCAGGCACCCUCAAGCUGGGGCAAGCUCUGAGGCCUCGUGGCCUCUGGGGCUUCUAUGGCUUCCCUGACUGCUACAACUAUGACUUUCUACGCCCCAACUAUACUGGCCAGUGCCCGCCGGGUGUCAGUGCCCAGAAUGACCAGCUGGGGUGGCUGUGGAGCCAGAGCCACACCCUCUACCCCAGCAUCUACAUGCCCGCAGAGCUGGAGGGCACGGGGAAGGGACAGAUGUAUGUGCGGCACCGUGUAGGUGAGGCAUUCCGUGUGGCUAUGGGUGUUGGGGACCCCAAUCUGCCGGUGCUGCCCUAUGCUCAGAUCUUCUAUGACAAGACGAACCGCUUUCUGUCCCUGGAUGAGCUGGAGCACAGCCUGGGGGAAAGUGCAGCCCAGGGAGCAGCAGGAGUGGUACUCUGGGUGAGCUGGGAGAACACAAAAACCAAGGAAUCGUGCCAGGCCAUCAAGGAGUAUGUGGACACCACACUGGGGCCCUUCAUCCUCAACGUGACCAGUGGGGCUCUUCUGUGCAGUCAAGCCCUGUGCUCAGGCCAUGGUCGCUGUGCCAGGCGCCCCAGCCACCCUGAGGCCCUCCUCAUCCUCAACCCCGCCAGCUUCUCCAUCCAGCUCACUCGUGGUGGCAGGCCCCUGACCCUACAAGGUGCCCUCUCACUUGAGGAUCAGAUGCAGAUGGCUGUGGAGUUCCAAUGUCGCUGCUACCGUGGCUGGAAGGGAGCACGGUGUGAGCAGCAGGGCAUGUGGUGAUUGGUCACACGCCAGGAUACACACAUUGAGCACCUGUUUACCUUAAAAAUAAAUUGGUUAUUUUACCAGCAAAAA